Solea solea (common sole) is the source of this 1183-nucleotide messenger RNA. Its product is annotated as claudin-17-like. Gene Ontology annotation, molecular function: structural molecule activity. The transcript has a single exon. Gene Ontology annotation, cellular component: plasma membrane; bicellular tight junction. Bases 90 to 779 code for a protein of 229 amino acids. Gene Ontology annotation, biological process: cell adhesion; bicellular tight junction assembly. NCBI's taxonomy places the organism in Eukaryota, Metazoa, Chordata, Actinopteri, Pleuronectiformes, Soleidae. The record is from RefSeq and is a predicted model, not a curated record.
UUGAGCGAUGGCACAGAUUCACAGUUCUGCAUAGCAGCUUGGUUUAUCAGCAGUGAGACAGGAGACGAAACUGCACUACCCGCCACGCCAUGAGAGGUAAGCUGGAGAUUUUAGCCCUGGUCCUGGGCUUCAUUGGCCUGGCUGGGACUAUUGCCAUCACCGCCAUGCCCAUGUGGAGGGUCUCUGCCUUCAUUGGUGCCAAUCUCAUUGUCAUGGAGGAACUGUGGGAAGGCCUGUGGAUGAACUGCUGGAGACAGGCCGACAUCAGGAUGCAGUGCAAGGUGUACGACUCGUUGCUAAUCCUCUCGCCAGAGCUGCAGGCAGCUAGAGGGCUCAUGUGUGUCUCCAUAAUUCUGGCUGCCAUCUCCUUAUUUGUCACUGGAUGUGGAACCCGGAGGAGCAACUUUGUUGGUGACAACACAAAGUGCAAGGCCAUCACAUUGGCGAUAGGAGGGUGCUUGUUCCUGCUCUCCUGUCUGACCACACUCAUCCCCGUCUGCUGGGUGGCCCACACCGUCAUCCACAACUUCUACAACCCGCAGGUGGAGGAUGCUCGGAAACGGGAGCUGGGGAGCGCGCUCUACGUCGGCUGGGCCACUUCUGGUGUUCUGCUGAUUACCGCAAUUAUCAUUCUGUUCAGUUACUGCAAACAUAGAUCAAAGGAGGAAGAAGCCUACGCUGCUCCGUAUCUCACAGAGUUGGGGGAUGUUCCUGAAGGGAGCAGCAUCUACCGCGACAAAGCACCCUCCAGCUUCCAUAAGCAUCACGAAUAUGUGUAAACGACUGUACGGUUUUGCAUGUGUUAUUUUUUUUAAAUUCAAAAAGGUUAUUGCCUCAGGAAGGUAAUGAUGUAUUUUUAUGAUAUAAUAAUGAUUGGUUGCCAAUUCUGUAUGAAUUAAUGUGCACAUUUAAAUCACUGACUGUAAAAAUGUUGAUUAUCCUUUGUGUCUCUUAUUGAACUGUAAAAGUAUCCAUAUACUUGUGUUUUACUGCUUCAUAGUUGCAAGAAAUGACCAGGUUUACUUGUUGAAUAUGUAAAACUAUAAACAAGCUCAUCUCUUAUCAUCUUUUAUACAAUCCAACACGGCCAUGUCAGAUGCUCAGUUGUUGUUGAUGCUAUUUGUUUAAGCCUGAAAAUGUUCAACCUAGUCAAAAGAUUAUUCAAUAAAGAUUUGAUUCUGCA